UGACCCGUGCAUCUAUAUUUACAAGAGACUUCCUUGUAGAAAAACAAUUAUGAUGAACCUAUUGAUUAGAAGAUCUGUGUCAGUGACAAAUUUCCCCAUUUUGGAUUUCGAUUCACCUAACACCGUGGAUGUUCACCGGAGAUGCGUUUUCAUAGUUCAUAUUUGGCGACAGAUUUGUUGAUAAUUUGACGACCAAUUGCAACCAUGGAUACAUUAAGUAAUGAUCUUUUCUACGAUAUCCUAAGACGUGUAGAUGGUGCAACCCUAGCAAGCGCGUCGUGUUCUUGCGCAACAUUUAAUACCAUCUCAAAAGAAGAAAGAUUAUGGGAAGAUGUCUGUUCUUCAAUGUGGCCUUCAACCAAAAGAGACGAUGUGAAAACUUUAAUAUCAUCAACUGGUGGGUUUAAAAAGUUCUAUGCAGAUUGUUUCCCUCUGAUAGUAAACAAAGAUGUUCCUGAGUUUCCAGAAGAAUGGAUGGAGGAUGAAUACUAUGGCGAAGAAGAUGAAUUAGAAAACGUUUCACCUUCUGAUUUUGUGUCACUAGUGGAUAUCAGAUAUAAAGAAAAGACUAUAUGUUCUAAAGUCAUUUGGGGGAUACCGAAUGCAAAUGUUUACAAUGGUUGGUUUUCCGAUUGUCCUUUCAGAAUCGAUCUUUUUGCAUAUUCAGAUAGAGAUGAUGAUGAUGAUGAUGAUCAUAAUGAUCAUGCAGGGGAAGUAAUUACUCUUUCUGUUUCCGAUGGCCUGCCGCCUGUCACCUCCCUUGAAAGAGAGAGAAAAGAUGGGAAGUUAUGGCAAGAGCUUCGUGAUGGGAUUAAACUGAGUUGGAUAAUCGUUAAUUCAAAAGCAAAACAAGCUGCAAAUUUAUCAAGUUGGUGUGCACUCGAUGGUCAAAGACACUGGCCAACAAACAAAGAUUUCUUGUUACAAUUCGGAUCCAUUGUACCUGCCAAACAGAUUCUUCCAUGUCGGGUAGUUAAAUGUAUAAUAGCAAUGAAGUUUCGAGUGACAGAUGUCGAGGGUAGUGGGACCCACACGACGUUAAAUUUGACCGAACUUUGUAUGCAACUGGGUGACAUGGAAGGUGUUCAUGUUAAUGGGAGAAACAGUUUGCUUGUGCUUAAAGAAGCAUUGAGAUGUGAUCGUAGCAAGAAUUAUAGUCUGGUGGUGGAGUCUUGUAGGUUGUACGCGAAGGUUCAGAGUGAGAUUAGAGAAGAGAAGAUUAGGCAUGAAAAUAUGUUGGAAAGACUCCAUAUUUUGGGUAGUAUUACGGCUUUUGUAUUGUUGUGUUGCUACUUUAUGUGAAAUAGAAUAGAAUAUAAUCAAUAUAUAGCGACUUGGGUGCACCAAGGUUUUGACUGUAUGGUCAACAGGCCAAGGGUUUGACUUUCGAGUCAUAAAAUUGAAAAUACUCAAAAUAGAGAAGUUGUUUCUUCUAGCUAGCAAAUGUGGUGUAUAGUAAAAGUUUUAGUAAAAAUAUGAGAUUUAAGAUCGGAUUAUUGUACUUCGAAACUUGGUGUAAGUAGAACAUGUCGACUAUGGUGAUA
Messenger RNA from Lactuca sativa (garden lettuce), 1544 nucleotides. Its product is annotated as putative F-box protein At2g36090. Lineage: Eukaryota; Viridiplantae; Streptophyta; Magnoliopsida; Asterales; Asteraceae. The record is from RefSeq and is a predicted model, not a curated record. Gene Ontology annotation, molecular function: protein binding.